Molecule: messenger RNA, 1674 nt
Organism: Periconia digitata
Lineage: Eukaryota; Fungi; Ascomycota; Dothideomycetes; Pleosporales; Periconiaceae
Source: the annotation of a GenBank genome assembly
UCGAAGCUCACCAUUUCUCUCUCCCACGAUACGCUUGAUGCCAUGGACGUAUGCGGAUGCUUUAUGUAUCAGUACGCGCUUGACUGCGGCCGGCGUGCCCCGUGUUUCCAUAUGCGCCACUCUAUCAGUAGAUAUGGAGCUAGCUGUCAAGUAGAGGAGCGCGGUUCAUUAUUACUACCAAUUUCCGGUUCCAGGCCAUGAUUGGUGAAUGGGGCUCGACCAGCAACGGGACAAUAGUGCAAGGUCGCGUUGUAAGUGUAGCAAGUUGCGGGCUGGCCAAUAAGAGUCCGACCGGUAAGUUCGAGAGUGCCAACGGUCAAGAUGUUCAUGAGACAUGCAGCCGCGAGUGACCAUGAGCGGAAAGCACCAAAAUCUGACUAUAUAAGACCGGUUUUCUUCGAGGUAGAGAUAGUCACAGAUAAACUCAUUUCAUGCUGGCUUCUUCACCAAUCCCCCCAGCGACCCUGACACCUCGCCUCAAAUUCAAGAUGCCACCAACAGAGUUUCCUAAAUAUCCAACACUGCCAUCACUCAGAUUGGCCAAUGCCAAAGACAUCGAUCGAAUGGCUGGCCUGAGUGUAUUGGGUUUCAAGGAUUCGGAAAUCCUUCGUUAUGAGCGACCCCAUUUCAAAGAAUACCCUCAAGACGCACUAACUUCAUUCGCCAAUAUCUAUCGCAGCCAGCUCUCGGACCCUCUAGCAAUUACCAUUGUGUCUGAGGAUUGGCGCGUACCUGAUGAGUUAUCUGACUUUCCGCAACGCACCGAUCCACCGGCCGCAGAGCGGGUUGUAGUGGGUGUAGCUAGCUGGAAUCUUCCCAAGGGCUCGCGCCGCGCAGGGCAAUUCGUUGUGCCAGAUGUCGGCCAUCUGGAGCCAUCACCUGACCGGGAUCUGUGUCAGCACCGCUUAAAUCUUUUCACUCGCAUCACAGAGGUAGAAGAGAAGAAAUACCUUGAGGGAUCCAUGACUUGCAACAAGUUGGUGGUUCACCCUUCGUACGGAGGCAAAGGCCAUGCCACGUUCAUGUUGCAAUGGGGACUGCGUCUAUGUGAGGCAGACAGCGUCAACCAGGGUGUGAUUCCCUCUCACAUAGGGGAGCCAUUAUACGUCAGUCUCGGCUACAAAGUGAUCGGCGAGAUCAAAAUUCCGGACGAUGGAGAUGUCGAGGGAUUCACCCAAAGGGUGGCUCUGUACAGCGUCCAAUAAGGAAACAGUGGAGAACAGUGUGCUAGCAAUAUACAGCAGACACUGAUGGUGUAACAAUACUGUUUCUCUCAGAGCAUAUAGUGAGAAUUGGACAAGAAUUUCCUGGUCCACAUUCCCAUGAUACGAUAUCGUGUCAUUGAACGUUUAGAUGUGUUUCUUGAGCCAGAAAACCAUCAAUGGUGUAAAUCUUUCAGCUAUGCUUCAUGAGCACAUGAGUUUUAAUCCUACCCGAACCAGAUUUUGAUCUCAAGAGAGUUUCUUCAGUUGUUGGUGCUGAUCUUCAAGCCAUAACGCGCGCGGUAUGGAAAUAGAAGAAGAGCCUAUAAGUUCAGUUAGCCAGCAAAAGCUCAAAAGUCGCCCCAGGGUCAUCAGAUAAAUGCUGCAUAUCCUUUCAACCAAUGAAUAAACUAUUGUUCUCUUUGCGUGGAAUCUGCUUGCGGCGACUGUCCAAAGAAUGUUGAAGUUGCGU